AGCACACACUGUAAAAUACACACAUACAUAUAAUUAUUUUGAAAUAUAAGCGUAAAUUUUCUAUAACAAAAAAUAUGGCACCCAACGCUGGUUUGCAAUCUGAAAAAGUUGUGGAUUAUUUAAAACAGUUUGUCGAGCCAGUUACGUUUCAGGAUCUUAUUGCACAAUUCAGUUCGCCAAAGGACAGUAAUGAGACGCGCCGAGAGCUGGGCGAUCAGCUGAAGAACAUUUUGAUAUCUUGCGUCAACGCGGGCAGCAUUAUGCAUUGCAACAAUCAUUUCUAUGCCGCCACGCAUGCCGAAGAUGUGCAAAAAGUUUUUGAUUUUAAUGCAAACGUCGAUUCUGGCAGCGAUAAUAGUGAAAUUUCAUAUUCCAGCUGUGAGUCAAUAGUUCAAAAGAAGCCCAAUAAUAAUGAUUUUAUGGAUUGCGAGGAGGAGUUGGCUGUCAAUCUGAGCUCACUUAGCGAUGUUCCAACAAUAUCCAAUUCGUAUAGCUCUGCUGUUGCUAGCGAACCGAGUCUGCCCAGCACUUCAAAGAGCGCUAGAAAUGCUUCCACAUAUGACGUGAAAACAAAGCACAAACAAAUUUAAGAGCAAGCGCAUUUUCUGUUUGUUGCCAACGUUUUUUAAAGCGCAAUGAACUGGACUUUUGCCAAAUUUAAGUGCUUGGCAGCAGCAGCAGCAGCCGCCGCCUAGACCACAGACCAAAAAGCCGCCAACUGGCAAGCCAACAAAAACACCCUUAAGGCAAAUAAAAUAAAUGUCUGUGUGUGUGUGUGUGUGUGCAAACAACAGAGACCACAAGCAGCAAGUGCAAAAAUAAUUAAUUCGUUGCAAACAAAUCCAGAGAUUAACGCUAAUUUAAUAGAACUGAUGUGAGUUUUGCCCUUGGUCCAAAUGUGAAACCAAACUGCGAUGACUAUUGAGGAUGCGACUACAGCAAACACUUUGUACCGCAGGCACGAGUAGAACUAAUUAGUGGCUGCUUUCGCUUGCUCUCAGCAUCAUCAAAAACCAAGGGAAUUCCCUUUUUUAUUGUGUUCAACUGCAUGUGUUGGCUGCUAAUCUGACACUUGCGCUCAACUGUUGAUAAAAAUUUUGUGCUUUUCAUGUGAAAAAA
Molecule: messenger RNA, 1119 nt
Organism: Drosophila busckii
Lineage: Eukaryota; Metazoa; Arthropoda; Insecta; Diptera; Drosophilidae
Exons: 2
Coding region: 75-590 (171 amino acids)
Source: RefSeq, a predicted model, not a curated record